CAAGUCGGAGGAGAGGUGUCUCGAUAACUUCAGCACUACCGCUCUCAGGCAUGAUCAUUCUCCCCUCAUCCUGCAUGUUGCCGGUCUUCGGAGGCACCAUAUCUCCCCGUCCCUCCGCGUGGGACGAAUUCUUCCUUGACAGAAUUCCAUGGGAUUUCUCUUUCGCAGAAGCUCGACGAGAGAGUAUCCUCGGUGUAUUGAUGAGACUACCGGAUCUUGAUGCAGAGGUAGAAGAGGAGGCUGAAGCGGAGGUUGACGUUGAUGUCGAGGGUAAUCCGCCCAUUGGUAUCCUGGGAGAAGGGACAAGACCUGGGCGUUGAGAGUCAUGAGAGGGCUGCCGGUGCAGAGCAGAAGGGCCAUCGCUUGAAUUAGGAGGUAGAAGAAGAUGAGAGUCGGGUAGAUUGAAAGAAGGAGUGAGGAAGGGUGAACGGGGUGGAGGAGAUGAUUUCGUUUCAGGCAUCUGCAGGCUCAUGGCUGGUAUUUAUCGAGCAGAGAUGGAUAGCUUGCUAUGACGACAGUCAAUGUCCGAUCGUCACGGAGCGUCGUUGACAGGCUGAUUCUUGGAAUGACACAGCGAUGGUAGGAAUGCCCGCGCGGCUUGUAACACUCGUCCGAGAACUUGAGAGAAGCAAGGUGGUGAAUGGUGAGGUAUGUCGAGAUGAGGACAAAAGGUAGGAGAGAAGGGCGGGCGACUUUAUCUCGAUACCGACUGUCAAUGGUUCGGGUGAAAUGCGUCGACUUGCUGGACAAUUCAGAAGGGCGGUGGGAGAACG
This is a messenger RNA of Tremella mesenterica DSM 1558, 773 nucleotides long. RefSeq lists its product as uncharacterized. The coding region runs from base 75 to 320 and encodes 81 amino acids. The record is from RefSeq and is a predicted model, not a curated record. Lineage: Eukaryota; Fungi; Basidiomycota; Tremellomycetes; Tremellales; Tremellaceae. The transcript is spliced from 2 exons.